GGGGGCGGCGGCAAAGGGGGCGGGACGUCCGUGUUCCUUGUCGCAGCGCCUGGCGCCCGGGAAGAGGUGCUUGUGAGGGAAAGGAGCUCGCGGCUCUCCGGCUUCCGACGCUUCAGGUCUGUCGGAGGGAGGGGGCGGCCAGCGAGAAGAAUCCGCCGCAGCCGGGCCUGGGCGACUCGCCUGCUGACCUCCGCGCGACGUAGCUAGCCGCCGCCGCUGUUGGUUAGAGCAUUUGACAUUGUGCAGCAAAGAAAUGGUUAUGGAGAAGCCCAGUCCGCUGCUUGUAGGGCGGGAAUUUGUGAGGCAAUAUUAUACUUUGCUGAAUAAAGCUCCAGAAUAUUUACACAGGUUUUAUGGCAGGAAUUCCUCCUAUGUUCACGGUGGUGUAGAUGCUAGUGGGAAGCCCCAGGAAGCGGUUUAUGGCCAGAAUGAUAUACACCACAAAGUGUUAUCUUUGAACUUCAGUGAAUGUCACACUAAGAUUCGUCAUGUGGAUGCUCAUGCAACCUUGAGUGAUGGAGUAGUUGUCCAGGUCAUGGGUUUGCUGUCUAACAGUGGACAGCCAGAGAGGAAGUUCAUGCAGACCUUUGUUCUGGCUCCUGAAGGAUCUGUUCCAAAUAAGUUUUAUGUUCACAAUGACAUGUUUCGUUAUGAAGAUGAAGUAUUUGGUGAUUCUGAACCAGAACUUGAUGAAGAAUCAGAAGAUGAAGUAGAAGAGGAACAAGAAGAAAGGCAACCAUCUCCUGAACCUGUACAAGAAAAUGCCAACAGUGGUUAUUACGAAGCUCAUCCUGUGACUAAUGGCAUAGAGGAGCCUUUAGAAGAAUCUUCUCAUGAGCCUGAGCCAGAGCCAGAAUCGGAAACGAAGACUGAGGAGCUGAAACCACAGGUGGAAGAGAAGAAUUUAGAAGAAUUAGAGGAGAAAUCUACUACUCCUCCCCCUGCGGAACCUGUUUCUCUGCCACAAGAGCCACCAAAGGCUUUCUCCUGGGCUUCAGUGACCAGUAAAAACCUGCCUCCUAGUGGUACUGUUUCUUCCUCUGGAAUUCCACCCCAUGUUAAAGCACCAGUCUCACAGCCAAGAGUUGAAGCUAAACCGGAAGUUCAAUCUCAGCCACCUCGUGUGCGCGAACAACGACCUAGGGAACGACCUGGUUUCCCUCCUAGAGGACCAAGACCAGGCAGGGGAGAUAUGGAACAGAAUGACUCUGACAACCGUAGAAUAAUUCGCUAUCCAGACAGUCAUCAACUUUUUGUUGGUAACUUACCGCAUGACAUUGAUGAAAAUGAGCUGAAAGAAUUCUUCAUGAGUUUUGGAAACGUUGUGGAACUUCGCAUCAAUACCAAAGGUGUUGGGGGAAAGCUUCCAAAUUUUGGUUUUGUGGUUUUUGAUGACUCUGAACCCGUUCAGAGAAUCUUAAUUGCAAAACCAAUUAUGUUUCGAGGGGAAGUACGUUUAAAUGUGGAAGAGAAGAAAACAAGAGCUGCAAGAGAACGAGAAACCAGAGGUGGUGGUGAUGAUCGCAGAGAUAUUAGGCGCAACGAUCGAGGUCCUGGUGGUCCACGUGGAAUAGUGGGUGGUGGAAUGAUGCGUGACCGUGAUGGAAGAGGACCUCCUCCAAGAGGUGGCAUGGCACAGAAACUUGGCUCUGGAAGAGGAACCGGGCAAAUGGAAGGCCGCUUCACAGGACAGCGCCGCUGAAGCUCCACUGUUGGCAAAGGCUUGACAGUGCUCUCUCAAGGAUUACUACACAUAUCAGAAGAAAAGGAUGAGAAAAUUGAGAUUAUCUGAAAUUAUGGAUAUUACCCAAGUUCAGAAAUUGGAGCAAAUUUAUCAAGCUCUACACGAUUAUUAAAAGAGGAGUGAUCAUUUAGUUAUGUUUCAAAUGAAAAAUAAAGGCUUAAGGCAUAUGCAGUUUCAGAACCUGAAACUUCUCAGUAGAGAAGAUAUAGAUGAACUUUCCUGGUGAUCUAUUCAUAGCACUGUGUAAGAUUUCUAUAUCCGCCUCUACAAGUGUGUGUUGGGGACUGACCAGAAAAAACUUUUCUUCAGGAGGUAAGAUUGGAAAAACAUUUUUAGGAUAAAAUGUAUAUCCCACACUGUUGAAACUAGUCCCAGAUUUUAAAGAUCAAAUUAAUAAUUGUUCCAGGAAAUUUAUAUGAUAUAAAGUAUUGGAAAAUUUUAGCCACUCAAGAUUCUUCAUUUCAGCUGUGCUUUGCAGCAGGUGAAUGAAAAAUUAGAUAGUGGUUUGAAGUUUUUCCCUUUAAGUUAGAUCAACUUGCUCAUCUUAAUUUAUAUUUUACAGAUCAGUAAAGACCCUUGAUUUGUUAAUGGCAUUCUGUGUUUUGAUCAGUUUGGAGCUAGAGUUCUAAGUUAUUUAAGAUUACUGGAUAAAGUGAACAGUUUCUUUUUGUGGUAGAUUUUGGUAGAUUUACAUAGGAAGUAGGAAGUAAUUGUAUAAAAUCAUUUUUGUUAAGUAAUUUCUGAAUGAGGGCUGGCAUUGUGCAGCAGGUUAAGCUGUCACAACACCAGUUUCCCAUGUCAGAGUGCCAGUACAAGUCCCAGCAAUUCUGUUUCCAAGCCAGCUUUCUGCUAAUGCACUUGGGAGACGGAAGGUGAUGUCUCAAGUGCAUGGGCUUCUGCCGUUCAUGGAGGCAACCUGGAUGGAGUUCCUGGCUCCUGGUUUUGACCUGGCCCAGCUCUAGCAAUUGCAACCAUUUGGGGAGUGAACCAGCAGAUGGAAGGUAUCACUCACUGUUCUGCCUUUCAAAUAAAUUUUUUUCAGUAAAGAAUUCCUAAAUAAUGAAAUAACUGGCUAUCUUGACUUAGGGAUCAUGUCUAACAUGCUUUAGGAUUACAAGUCUGUUUUUAGCAUUACCAAAUAAUGAGUAAAAUAUAUGCAGACCCAGGUUUAAACAUUGAUGGGAAGAUUACUAGCAUAGUGUUUUUAAAAAUCCUUUUAUUUGAAAGGGAGAGAGAUUGAGACAGCAUUCUUCCAUCCAAUGGUUCAUGCUUUAAAUGCACUCAAGAGCCAGGAACUUAAUCUAGGUCUCUCACAUAGGUGGAAGGGACCCAAGUGCUUGAGCCAUCCAUCACCUGCUACUCAAGCAGGUACUCACUAGGAAGCUGGAAACAGAAGCGGAGCUGGAACUUGAGCCCAGGCACUGCUAUAUGGGGUAGGUGUCCAGAGUAGCCUCUUAACUGCUGUGCCCAAUACCUGCACUUUAAAAUUUUUAAAAAAAAUUUGAGAGCUCAUAGCCACUGGUUCCCCCACCCCCACCCCCAAGAUACCCUCAGUGCCUGGGGCAGGGCUUGAACCAGGAGCCUGGAAAUCAGUCUAGGUCUCCACCUAUGUAGGGGACAGGAACCCAUUACUUGAGGCAUCACUGCUUCCUUCCAGGGUCUGCAUUAGCAGGAAGAUGGAGUCAGUAGUGAGAGCUGGAAAUGGAAUGCAGGUGCUCUGAUUUAAGGUGUAGGAGUCUCUUGUAGGCUAAAUUCCUGCUCUCUAGCCUUCUGUUAGUUACCAAAUUAACUGAUCUCUGGGAGUUUUGAUAAAGCUGUUGCAUCACUUUCAGUUUGGUGAAAAGUAGCAGACUUCUGAUCAAUUUGAAGCCAGAGUUCUAAAUUAUUUAAAAUUAACUGGAUAAAUGAACAAUCAAUUUAAAGUUAUGAAAUAGUUUUUUGAUAAACUCUAGAAGGUUCACAUGGAAGGUAAUUGUAUAAAAUCAUUUGCAGCAUUAAGUUAAAUUUCUAAAUAGUGAAGUUAUUUGGGUAACUUUAUAGUCCAAGUUACUUAGAUUCUUUUUGUUUUUUAAAGAUUAAUUUAUUGGAAAGUUAACACAGAGAAGUAUAGAGAGGUCUUCCAUCUGCUGGUACACUCUCCAAUUGGCCACAACAGCUGGAGCUGCUCCAAUCUAAAGCAAGGAGCCAGGAGCUUCCUCCUGGUCUUCCCAUGCAGGUGCAGGGGCCCAAGGACCUGGGCUAUCUUCUACUGCUUUCUCAGGUCAUAGCAGAGAGCAAGAUCAGAAGUGGUGCUGUUGGGACUGGAACCGGCAUCCAUAUGGCAUGCUGGUACUGUAGGCAGUGGCUUUACUCGCUAUGCCACAGCGCCACCCCCACCCCCCCACUUUGAUUCUUGGCACCUAUGUGGGAGACCUAGAUGGAGUUCCUGGCUUCUGGCUUCCGCCUUGCCCAGCCCCUAUUUGGGUUUCUGAACCAGCAUAUGUUUCUGUCACUCUGCCUUUCAAAUAAAUAAACUUUUAUUUUUUUAACAUUAUUUAUUUGAAAGAGUGACAGGGAGAGAAAGAUCUUACUUCUGGUGGUGGUUCACUCCCCCAGAUGGCUACAACAGCCAGAGUUGGGCUAGAUUGAAGCCAGGAGCUUCAUCCAGGACUCCUACUUGGGUGCAGGGGCCCAAAACUUGGGCCAUCCUCUGAUACUUUUCCCAGGCCAAUAGCAGGGAGCUGGAUCAGAAGUGGAGCAACUGGAACACAAACUGGUACCCAUAUGGAUCCUAGUAUUGCUUGUGUUGGCUUUUCACUCCUAUGCCACAAUGCUGGCUCCUCAAAGUUUUCAAAAAAAAUUUUUUUUUUUCAAGAUUUAUUUAUUUGAAAGAGUUACAGAGAGAUAGAGAGAGGUCUUCCAUCCACCGGCUCAUUUACCCAAUUGGCCACAACGGCGGGAGCUGCGCUGAUCUGAAGCCAGGAGCUUCCUCCGAGUCUCUCCCACACAGGUACAGGGCCCCGAGGACCCAGGCCAUAGCAGAGAGAAGGAUUAGAAGUGGAAUAGCUGGGUCCCAAACUGGCGCCCAUAUGGGAUGCUAGUGCUCCAGGCCAGGACAUUAACCCAAUGUGCCACAGCACCAGCCCCUUAAAAAUCUUUAAGCUUCCUAUUGCCCCUUCAUAUCUCCUCCCCCAAUUCCUUCUCUUCCCCAAUUUGUUCUUCAUAAAUGUUCUGUGGUUUCAUUUCAGUCAAAUACUAGCUUUCAUCUAUAUAGUAUAAAAUGGUCUAGAGCAGGCCUUUAGAAGCACACAGCUUUGGCUUGAAUGGUAGUUCCACCUUCUGUGGUGAGCCCUUUUCUGUGCUUGUUUCCUCAUUUGUACACUGGGAUAUUACAAGGGUUUUGUGAGUUAAUGUAUAAAGCAUCUAAAACAACAUAGUGGGCUCUUUGUGUUGGCUCUUAGUGUUAAUGACCCACUUGAGUUUCUGCUGUUGACCUGUGCAUUCCAAGCAUGUUUAAAGUAUCCUUUUUGGCCACAUCUCCUUGGAAGUGGUAGAUAAUUCAAAAUAAGGAAGUCCAAAAUGAUUUUUGGUCUGACUUAAGUUAUGUCUAUCUUAGCUGUCUUAAUAAUGCUCACCUCUGUUUUUCUCAUCUAUUUAUUAGCCUAAAAAUGAAUCCUCAUCUCUUCCACUCCUUUUCUAUUUGCCUGCCUCUAUUGCUUGGAUUCCAUAUUCCAGGUUGUAAGAACACUUGUUCAUAUUUUUCUGAUCACUGGCUCCUUGAAUUCAUCCUUAACUAUGGAGCUUCAAGAGUGCUGGGCACUGUUCUAGGUACUGUUAAUAAAUGAAUUAAUGUUCCCCUGCUCUUGAAACAGGUUAAAAGUGAAGCCCUAGGUGAGAGUGGAUGGGUAUAUAUUUAAGAGGGUAGCUAGGGGCUACACCAUAAUUAUUCUUGUCAACUCAAGGAAAUUGAUCUUUAUCCCCAAGAUCAAUGGGAAGCUGAAGAUUUUGACCAGUGGAUAGAUGUGGAAGGGAUGUAGUAAGUGAUUAGAUUUCUAUUUGGAAAUGUUUACAGACUAAACAACUUGAAGUUCAGUAAUAAACUAGAGAAAAUCAGGUGAAGGGAGGUUGCAGUAUUUCAGUUGGAAGCUAUGAUAGAGUAGUGGUGCUAGUAAUCUAAAUAUGACCAAUUUGCAAGUAAAAUGGCUAUGUGUUGUGAGGGAACAAGUGAUUAAAGAAUCUGGUUUUUCAACGUGUAUUGGAGAAGUAAGAUGGUAUAAAAACCUGGUGUGUAAGAACCAGAUGCCAAAGGCAGGGGAUGCAACUGAAGAAUGAGGUGAUUUAAAGAUAGAAGCAUAGUCCUGAGCAGGCAAGUUUAUCCCCUCCUGAGGCAGGAAAAAAAGAUUUCUUAGACAAAAGUGGUCCAUGGCACAUCAGAAUGCACCUGGAUUUUCUCAAGAAAUAUUAGGAUUUCAGAUGCCACAUAUCAGUGGUAUGUUGUCUUAAUGACUGGUUAUCCUAUAGGACUUGAGCUGUCAGGUUCACUUGAAGGGCUAGAUAGCCAUGGUCAUGUCAAGCUGAAUCCUUGCAGUGAGUGAUGGGAACACAAAGGAAAAAAGCCUUUAAGGAAAAAGGGCAUUAGUGCUAGGGUACCCUUGAGGGGGUUUUGUUGUGUGCUUGACCUGAAAAGCUCAGGCUACCUAGGAGUGUAAUUUGGCAUGUUGUGUGUUUGUUUCAAAAUCAAUACAUGAAGUAGUAACUUAUACAGCUUUUGCCACAAUUAAAAACCAAAUACAUACUAUGCAUUUCAUGGAAAAUUAUGAACUACCAUAUUCCAGCCCAUUGGUUGUCCCUUUAAUUACCUUAGCAUAUGUGUUUGUUUUCUCUUUUCAGAUUAUUUCUUAUUUAUAUUUUAAUGAGGACGAAUAAUAUUUGUUUAUUGAUCACCUCUAUCAGGCAUAUUGAGCUUGUUUACUCAAUAAUGGAGAAGUGAUUAUAAAUGCUAGGCAAAGCAUCAAAGUAAGAGAUACAAAGUAGCUGAGUGCAACUUUAGGUAGGUGUUAGCUGACAUUGAUUCUGCAUGCACUCCAAGCACAGGGACUGACUUGUAAAAUAUGCAAAGCCUGUAAAAUUUGCAAAGCUUUGAGGUUUACUACAGGAAACUGGGAUAGGUGGAGUAAGUUAAGGAAUACCUGUGUGGUGAAAAGUUUAAGAAGUAAAGGGCUGAGAUCAUGAAAGAUUGUAAACCAAGUUAAGAAGUUUAUUGGGAGUUUUUGCUGAUUGCCAUAGAAAGCAGUAGGAAAGUAUUAAGUAUGAGUGAUACAGCAAUGCUAUUUUGAAAAUGAGUGGUAGGACAACAAGAAAGGAAGCAGGAGAACUGAUGGGCUAAUGUAGUUCAGGACUGUUGCAUCUAAGGGAAAGAAAUAGGGGCUGUUUGACCAUUUAGAUGAGCUAAAUAUAGCUAGCUAUUUUAAAGGCAGACAGGUUCAGAAAGGAUAUGAUAGUUACUCUAGUAUUAAACAGUUUGAAAUACUGGAUUUGCAAAGUGUUGAUUUGCUUUAAAGGACUUUUAUAAAGUCAACCUCAGGACCAGUUACUUGAAUGCUGAAUACACUGGGUUUUUAUCCUGGCUUUAUUUUACAAAACUGCAAAAUCAAGCUCUAGCACUAGCAGGCCUAAAAUUAAGGAUCCCUUAAUCAGAACUGCAUUCGGGAACACAGAAUUAAGUGAUAAAGCAGAGACAAGACCUGGAACCAAGAUUACAUAUAUGUUGAAUACUGUGUCUAUGACUUUUUUAAGUUGUAAUUUUUUCUUAUGAGGUUAAAAUUUGGAGAAUCUCAAAACUGAAAACUGCCUGAUGUGGUCAGGAUAGUGGCCUUUGGAAUUCAGAAGGCAGGGGGAGGAAUGUGAGAGACAUUUCCUUGGAAGGUGAAUGGUUAUCAGGAAUAACUUAAAAGUGUUUUGAAGCAGGCACAAAUAAUACUUAGUAACAACUAUGUGUGUAAGAAGUAAGAAAGUCUUGGACAACAGUUAAUAUUUAUUAGCACAUUAUAUGUACCAGGAACCUAUCUAGGUGCUAGCUGGUGAUAACAGUAGAUACAUCCCACCCUUAGGAAACUUGUAUAUUGAGGGAGUGGCAACAAACUUCUAAGUAAUUUCAAUCCUGAUGUGUUCUGGUUAGUUCUAGUAAUAAUUCCUAUGAGAAGCAGCACCAUUUAUUUUAGAAAAGGAUUAACUCAGGCAUAGCUGGGUUAACUAGUAGAACUAGUAAUACUGAUUGGAGAUGAGGCUAUUCAGGGUGGUAAAUGAAGGAAGAUCAAUUUUUGGAGACCUGAUGAGAAGGCACCCUUGAGAAACUGGGCAAGAGCAUUCUAAGUGGAUGAACAAAUGCAGAGGCCAUGUGUUCAAAGCAAGUUGGUGUGUUCCAGGAUGCAUUAAGUAGUCAGUGUGCCGUUAGAGUAAUGCAGAUGAUGGACACCAAGAGAUAGGUAGAGUUACAUUGAGAGUAGUCUUGAGGUUUGGAUUUUAGUUGUAUAAUGGGAUUAGGUAACUGAAUAGGGAUUUGAUGUGAUCUGAAUUAGAAAGAGCUGCCAGGUGAUAUGAGUAGUUUGGAUAAAGCUUUUAACAGUGAAAAAGGUGAUAAGUACUCAAGUGAUCAGAUAUUUUCUGGAGAUAGAAGUUAAAGAGUUGUGUAUGUAUUGGAUUUUGAAUGUAUCAGAAAUAGGGCUCCCAGAGAUAUUAUGCAAUUUAGGUGGAAGGAGGUACUCAGAGAGGAGCAUAAGUGAACUAUUUUGGGGAAAUCAACACAUCUGCUGUAACCGUGUUACAUUUCAUAUGCCCAUUGGAAGUCUAAGAAGAAAUGCCAUGUAAUUAAAUAUAUAUGGUUCAGGAAUUCUGUUCUGUGAGUGGUUCAUAUAGAUUUUUGCAGUCUUUGAAUAAGAUGAGAUUAUCUAGUAAAAGAGUUUACAAAGGAAAAGACACUGCAGGCUCAACUGUGACUCCUUAAAUUCAGCAUUAAAGUACAGGAGGAGAAUGCAAAAAAACGGAGACAAAACAUGGCAAGUAUUGGUGUUGCGGAAAGCUGAAUUUCUCAGAGGGAAAAGGAUAAGCUGUUGUGUGAAAAAAAAGCUUAGAAGUCAAAAUAGCAAGUGAAGUAGUUACUUCAAGCUGUGGUAGUAAAUAGAUCCCAAGAUGUUUAAUUAAUGGCUCAGACAAUAGUUUUCUCUCCAAGUUCAAAGUAUCAGGAGAGUGGUGGUGAAGAGGCCAGCUGACUGCCCCACCCCCCGACCCCCACACACAUUUAGUCAUUUAAGGACACAUGAAGAAAGGUGCUACCAACUUCAGUAGAUACCUUCAAGAUCACACUGGAGUCAUCUGCAUAGUUGCCAUCAAAAACAGAAAAUGUGGAGGAUCUUGCGCAGGAGAUUUUUAUGGGCCAGGUAAGAACUUUUUCAGUGGAGUGAUAAGGAUGAAACUUGAAACUUGAAAGGACUGGAGGUAAGAAAUGGAAUGAGUGAACAUACCUUUUGUGUGUGUGUGUGUGUGUGUGUGUGCGCUAUGAAAACAGGAAUGGGGUAUAGGCUAGAGGGAAAUGAGUUGGGAGGAUUAUAAGAAGUAUGUUACUAGUGCAAACAGAAUAUGUACUAUUUGAGAAAUGGAUUCCCAUUUUCACAUCACUGUAGUAGAUGUAUUGGUGAUUGAGAUGUGGCACAAUAAGUGGAAUAGUAUACUUCAAGCUUUCUGGUCUAGUUGAAGCCUAAAUGAGUGGUUAAUAAUUCUGAUUAGGUGGUACAGCAAAUUAAGCCACUGGUUGUGACACCCAUAUCCCAAGUGGAGUGCUGGUUUAACUCCCAGCUACUCCCACUUCCAAUCCAGCUUCCUGCUAAUGCAUCCUGGGGGACAGCAGGUGUUGGCUCAAGUGCUUGGGUUCCUGACAUCCACAUUGGAGACCUGGAUGGAGUUCCUGGCUCCUGGCUUCAACCUGGCCCAGCCCUGGCUAAUGCAGGCACUUGGGGAGUGAACCAGCAGACAAAAGAAUGCUCUCUGACUGCGUUUCAUCUUGCAAGUAUGUGAAACUAAAUGAUGGGCUAGUGCCGUGGCUCACUAGGCUAAUCCUCCACCUGCGGCGCCGGCACCCCAGGUUCUAGUCCCGGUUGCUCCUCUUCCAGUCCAGCUCUCUGCUGUGGCCCAGGAAGGCAGUGGAGGAUAGCCCAAGUGCUUGGGCCCUGCACCCACAUGGGAGACCAGGAGGAAGUACCUGGUUCCUGGCUUCGGAUCAGCACAGUGCGCCAGCCGUGGCGGCCAUUUGGGGGGUGAGCCAAUGGAAAAGGAAGACCUUUCUCUCUCUCUCUGUCACUGUCUAACUCUGCCUGUCAAAAAUAAAUAAAUAAAUGAUGGACAUUUAAAAGAUUUAGAGGGUAGGUUUUUCCUCCUUAAUCACUUUUUAAUAAUGAAGUCAAUAAAUAAGCUAUUAGAUUGAGAACAAAAAUUUAAAAUUUAUUUAUUUGAAAGAGAGGGGGAGAGAGAGCUUCCAUCCUCUGGUUCACUCCCCAAAUGACCACAACAGCUGGGGCUGAGAUUGGGCCAGGCCGAAGCCAAGAGUUUCUUCUGGGUCUCCCACAUCGGUGGUGGGGCCCAAGCACUUGGGUCAUGUUGUGCUGCUUUCCAGGUGCGUUUGCAGGGAGCUGGAUCAGAAGUGAAACAGCUGGAACUCAAACCAGCACUCAACUGGGAUGCUGGGCAUCACACUGCCAGCCCCAAUAAAAUUAACUUCUGUGGCAAGUGUCCUGUCAAAGAACCUCAGACCUUCAAAAUGAGUCCAUUUCUUUAAUAGAAUGGUGCAUUGUAUUCAUAGUUCCAUACUCUGUGAUAUACUGAAAUGAAGAACCUUACACUGCACUAAAAAACUUAUGAUCAAUCAAGAUCUCAUGGAACCUAAGUGAGAAGCUUUGGGGGUAGAAGGGAGGGCAAGAAAAUAGCUCAAGCAUAUUGUUUUAAGAUGCCAGAGUAGGGGGUUGGCAUUGUGGUGCAGCAGGUUAAGCUGCCGCCUGCAUUGGUGGCAUUCCAUAUGAGCACUGGAGUGGAUCCUUGCUGCUCAGCUUCCAGUCCAACUCUGUUAAUGAGCCAGGGAAAGCAGUGGAAGAUGUCCCUGUCACCCAAGUGAGAGACCUGGAUGGAGUUCCAGGUUCCUGGCUUUAGCCUGGCCCAGCCCUGGCAAUUGUGGCCAUUUGGGUAGUGAACCAGCAGAUGGAGUACCUCUGUCCCUUUCUGUAACUCUUUCAAAUAAAUAAAUAAAUAUUAAAAAUAAAUAAAAGCCAAGAUAAGUAAAGAAUGACUUUUGUGAAGUCAUUUAACAUAAUGAUUGCUAAUGUGAGGAAAAGAAGGGGUCUGUUUAAGCUAAAAUACACAAAUUCAUUGGAAAGGGCUAUAUAUUUCUUAGUCCAUUUUAGUCUAAUUUUUAUUGAUAUCACCUAUAUAUGUAAUACCUCAAAUAUACAGUGUUUUUUUUUUUAAAGAUUUAUUUAUUUUUUUGAAAGAGUUACACAGAGGAGAAACAGAGAGAGAGAGAGAGAGAGAGGUCCUCCAUCUGAUGGUUCACGCCCUAGGUGGCUGCAGGUUUUUAGUAUAGUCACAAUUUUGUGCAACUAUCACCAUUAUCUUGAACAUUUUCAUAACUCCAAAAGAAACCACAUACUCAUUAGUAGUCACCCCCCCAUUCCCAUCUGCUCCCAGCCCUUGUUAAGCUCUACACUACUUUUUGUGGAUUUAUCCAUGCUGGAAACCUUAUGUAAAUAGAAACUGACUGUGUCAGGUUUCUUGCACUAAAUGCUUUCAAGAUUAAUGUAUGUUGUAGCAUGAAUCAGUACUUUGUUCUAGAGGCUAAUAUUCCACUGAAUAUACCACAUCUUAUUUAUUCCUCAGCUAAUGAACAUUUGGGUUGUUUCUACUUUUUGGCUAUAAUGAGUAAGGCUGCUAUAAACAUUUCUGUAUAAGACUUUUCAUAAACAUGUUUUCAUUUACCUUAGGUUAUGCCUAGCAGUGAAACUGCUGAGCCCUGUGCUUCUAUUUCCACCCAUGUUUCACUGCCACCUCUCAAGCUCUUCUGUCUCCGUGUCCCUCUCAUGUACUCUCACAUAGUUUUCUUUAGAUUUUAGAACAUUUGAACUUUCUCCAGUAGUUACAGUGUUCCUCUCAAUCUCUUCCCCUGUAGUCCUACCUGCAUAGUUCAUGUUAAUGAUGUCACACUAUAACCUCAGGUUUUUUUGAACUCUGUGACAUUCUCUGAUAAAUUUUGGCUACCCAAAGGUAUAUUCUAUCCUUUAGAACUGAUCAUCUUGUGCAUUUCCAAGAUUGAAAUCACAGUUGCUUUCUCUGGUAACUUCUUCCUCUUCUUUUGUACCUAUUAAACUUACUCUCUGUGCUCACCAUGACCUCCAGUCCCUCACUGCCUCUUCAUUUUCAGCUGAUUAGCUAACUGCUGUCACAGUUGAUCAUCUUAUCUAGGUGAAGCCCGUGGUAACUGGUUUUAAUGAUGCUUUCUCCAGCAUCCUGGACUGCUUUAGUCCUUUGUUGAAUCUCCUUGAACUACCAGUUAAUUCUUUGAUAAAGGUAGCUUAUAAAUCAUCUAUUUUUUUUCCAUUCUUGUCCCUGAGUUGCCAAGUCCUAUGAAACAGGGUCAGCUGGUUUCACUGUCAACUCACAGGAUACAGGCUCAAGUGGGCACAUUUUACUAUCUUGUAUUAUUCCUUUCAUAUUAAAAUAACUCUUGUCAUAAUUAUUUCAAGGAAUUUCUAUCUUCAGUUUCUUGCAUCUCAAUCUUAGAAGUACCGUUUUAUGCAAAAAAAGUUCUCUCUCUCUCUCUCUCUCUUUUUUUUUUUUUUUUUACGAUUUCUUUGACAAUUACAGAGAGAGGGAGAAAGAGAUCUUCCAUUUCCUUGCUGACUUCCCAAAUGGCUACAAUAUUUGGGGCUUGGCCAAGGCAGAAAGGAGGAGCCUAGAACUCCACUGGGGUCUCCCAUGUGGUUGUAGGGGCCCAAGUACUUGGCCCAUCCUCUGUGUUUUUCCCAGGUGCAUUAGAAGGGAGCUGGAUAGGAAAUGGAGCAGCAGGAACUUGAACUAGAGCUCAUGGGAUACUAAUAUCAUUACAGGUGGUAGCUUUACACACUGCACGAUAAUGCUGAUGCCCCCAAAAUGAAGUUUUUUUGCUGAGAAUGUCUAGGCCAACUAAUGUCUAUCUUAUGCUUUUCUCAAUUUUUCAUCUUUUCUCUAUACCUCAUCAAACCUAAGCCCUUUUCAUACUCUAUUGUCUUCUUAUUUCUACUACAUGGUAUUUCAUUAAGUCAUUUUGUUGACUAAAGCUUCUCUUCACUGGUUUUCCCUAUAAAUAUUUCUCUGUUUCACAUAAUGCUACCUGUUCUUCAACAAUCUUGUGAUAAGGGUCAUUUGGUGCAGCACCUAAGAGCCCUCCUGGGACGCCUGCCUCUGCUUCUGAUCCAACUUCCCACUAAUGCUCACCCUAGGAGGCAGCAAGUGAUGAAUCAAGUUCAUGAAUACCUGUUACCCAUAUGGAAGACCUAGAUGGAGUUCCUGGCUCCUGACUUCAUCCUGGCCCAAUCCCAGCUAUUGCAGGCAUGUGAGAAGUGAACCAGCAGAUGGAAGAUCUCUCUCUGUUGCUCUUUCAAAUAAGGCAUGAUUCCCUUCAACUUGGUCACAGCUAAAAAGAGAGCUAAUUGCUACAUGAAGACAGAUCCUAGGUCCAGGAUUUUUGGCAUGAUAGUUAAGUUGCUUGAGGCCCCCACAUUCCAUAUCACAGAAACUGGGCUGGAGUCCUGCUUGUACUCCUGAUUUAAUCUUCCUGCUAAUGCACAGGUGGGAGACAGCAGGUAAUAGCUCAAGAAGUUGGGUUCCUGCUAUUCACGCGGCAAAGCAGAAUAGAAUUCCUGGCUCAUGCUUCAGCCUGACCCAACUCCGGCUGUUGUGGGCAUCUGGGGAAUGAACCAGCAGAUUCAAGAUGGUCUCUCUGGCUUUCACAUAAAGAAGAACAACAAAAAUCUCAGAUUAACCAAAGAAUUAUACUUUUUCCAUUCCCAGGUUCCAGAUCUGGUUCUCAAUAUUAUGGGCUUAGGAAUUCGGUUUUAAUCAGUUUGAUGGAGGUAAUUAAGCAGGUUAAAGGAUUAUAAAUGGAAUGUUUAAUCAGUAAUACCUUAAUAUUGACUGGGGGUAUUAAAUGCUAUCCAGGAAACUCUCGCUCCUCAAUAUAUAGAGACAAAAUAUGAAUAUAAAAUGUUGCCAUGACUGAAUGUGAAAAUAAUUGACCACAUGGCCUCCUCACUGCCUCAAAUCCCUUGAAAAUGAGGACAGUCCUGUUUCUUGCCUGGCUUCAGCGUUGCCCAGCCGUGGAUCCAGUCGGCCCGUGUCACACACACGUUUAACUUGAAACAUCCUGAGCCCCCAUCCCACCCCGUGUGGCUGCCACGCGCAGGGCCGUGCAUGUCUUCCAGCUGCCCAACCACCCCAGCCCUUCCCCCGGCUCCACUCCAAGCGUCUCCCUCACUGUCAGGGCCCUUGGUUUCCCCUCGGCGUCAGGUCUGUCACCGCCUGCCUGCCUUACACCCAUCUCUCAGACUGUCGUCCUCAAGUCCCACCUUCCCCCUACUGGCCCUGCCGCCCCGCGAGAGAAAAGCUUCAGAAGCCUGCGAUGGCGGCCAGGCUGAAGCCCGGGGUGAGGGCGCCAGGCCGGCUCCCCUCCCCAGGCCGGCAGGGAAACUUCGCGAAACACUGCACCGCGUUCUCCACAGUUCUCCACAGGCCUCCGCGACCGCCACCUUUACCCUCUCGGGGGGAGGCAGACAUCGCCUCCCACUCCAGUUACAGUGGGCAGAAGUCUUCGCGCGCGAAGGCAGAAGGGCGCCUCCCAACCUGAGGACUUAGGUGUGCCCGGGUGGUGUAGGCGUCUGCGCCUCAGGGAGCCGAACCUGAGCCGAGCCCCAGGUGAAGGGGCGGGCUGCUGGACGACAAGCCAAUCGCGGGGCCUGACAACAGCGCUUGGCCAAUCAGAAUCGGGGAGGCUGCUGCUCUGGGGCGGGCCGGGGCGGAUGAGGGCCCGCCCCCUUGCAGCGCAGCGGCCAACGCCUCCGCCCCGGGCUAGUUGGAGCGGUGCUGGUUCGCCGACUCCAGGGGCCGGGCGCCGGCGGUGCUGACAGGCCGGGGCCCUUGCAUCCCGGGCAAUCUCUCCACAGGCCUCGGCCUCCCCGCGUGUGGCUGCCCGCCGCGGACGCGUCCCUCUCGGGGUACUGUGCCAUGGCUGGGGCCGGAGUGAGGCUGUUGCCUUGACGACAGCAUGCGGCCGGCGGCCCUGCGAGGUGUGAGCUUGCGGCCGGCGGGCCGAGGCGGCUCGGCUUCCCUGCCUGCUUCCCCCGGGGGCCGGGACUGCGUCGGCGGCGUGUGUCGCCCCGGCGCUGGGGCUGCUGGUGUGCAGGGCAGCGUCUUCUAGACCUGCGAGCGACAUGCAUUUCGCCUCAGAUGUGUUCCCAAGUUGAAAACCUUCCAUGCGAGAGGAUUUGAAGAAAGAG
Molecule: messenger RNA, 15291 nt
Organism: Oryctolagus cuniculus (rabbit)
Lineage: Eukaryota; Metazoa; Chordata; Mammalia; Lagomorpha; Leporidae
Source: RefSeq, a predicted model, not a curated record